Drosophila montana is the source of this 658-nucleotide messenger RNA. It is a transcript of the gene Pop5, whose product is annotated as POP5 ribonuclease P/MRP subunit. Gene Ontology annotation, cellular component: ribonuclease P complex. Lineage: Eukaryota; Metazoa; Arthropoda; Insecta; Diptera; Drosophilidae. Gene Ontology annotation, molecular function: ribonuclease P RNA binding. Gene Ontology annotation, biological process: tRNA 5'-leader removal. The transcript has 3 exons. The record is from RefSeq and is a predicted model, not a curated record. Bases 123 to 560 code for a protein of 145 amino acids.
UUUUCAUGAUCAACGCGUUUUGUUAGUUCUCGCGUUUAGUCCAUCACAAAUAUGAGCUCAGGCUUUUUAACAGUCUGGCAACUCAGCGCCACAUCUCAUGUCUAUCGCGUUGUUUGUUUACAAUGGUGCGCAUUAAAAAUCGUUAUAUAGCCGUGCAAAUUGUACCAUAUGCGCCAGUUAAGAGCCUGCGCCUCAACGACCAUACGCUGACCAAAUGCCUGCUGCAAAAUAUAGAGAAAUACUACGGCGUGUACGGGCUGGGGGUCUUGGAGCACGGUUUCCGUGUGAAAUACUGCAAUGAGCGCACUAAAAUUGCAAUUAUACGCUGCCUACAUCGCGGACAGCGAUAUGUGUCAAGCAUAUUGCCGCUGAUAACGUUGAUAGGCGACGUGCGCGCCAAAUUCCGCACUCUUUACACGGGUGCCACAAUCAUACAAUGCAAUAAGUUUAUAAUUAAACAUCAGCGACAGUUCUUGGACCGCAUGAUGGGCCAAGUGGCAUCGGCCAAGGAGCGUCAGGAUUUGUUUAAGCGCGUCAUGGAGCUCGACAUGGACAGAUAACAUGGACAAGUUAAUAGCAAAAUGAUUUAUGUAUACUUUAGCAUAGUGCAUAGUUAUCUUAUAGAAUAUUGUUGUUCCAAUUCGACUAAAAAGUUAAA